Messenger RNA from Phlebotomus argentipes, 777 nucleotides. Its product is annotated as microtubule-associated proteins 1A/1B light chain 3A-like. Gene Ontology annotation, biological process: autophagosome assembly; cellular response to nitrogen starvation; autophagy of mitochondrion. Lineage: Eukaryota; Metazoa; Arthropoda; Insecta; Diptera; Psychodidae. Bases 118 to 504 code for a protein of 128 amino acids. The record is from RefSeq and is a predicted model, not a curated record. Gene Ontology annotation, molecular function: ubiquitin protein ligase binding. Gene Ontology annotation, cellular component: autophagosome; cytosol; autophagosome membrane. The transcript is spliced from 3 exons.
ACACGACGGACCGGCCUCUGGUACACAGUCACCAGCACAGAGGCAAUGGAAAUGCCUUUCAGCCCUCCUUGGAGAGUUUAUCGUUCUGUGCUGAAUCGCAAGUGAAGUGGCUGGGAAAUGCACUCCAUUGAUCUCUUCUCGUCCACUUGCUACAAACAGAAGACGCGAGGCGAGAGCUAUGGUCCCAAAAAUCAUCCCAUCAAUGUGUUGCGGUACAAAUUCCCGACAAAAGUCCCGGUGAUCCUGGAGCGAUAUCGCAGCGAGAGAGAUCUCCCGGACAUUGGCCAGCGGAAGUAUGUCAUCCCACAGGAGAUGUCCAUGUCACAGUUCCAUCAGAUGGUGCGCCAGCGGAUGAAUCUCAGUCCAUCCAAGGCGCUCUUCUUCCUCGUCAACAACCGCACGAUGAUCUGCCUCAGCAAAUCCCUGCUGGAAGUGUACGAUGAGUUCCAGGAUGCCGAUGGCUUCCUCUACAUCACCUACGCCAGCCAGGACGUCUUUGGCUAGACUCCAUCUCUGCCUCAAGCGAUCUCUGACCCGGCGCGCGUGAAAAAGUGGCGAAAAAGCGCGCCAGAGCACAGAAAAAAGCCUCCUCAGCCGCGUUUCAGCGGUGAUAAUAGACAUUUUAUAUUCAAUCACAACGAGGGUUAUCUCAUGUUUAGUUUAGACAGAUUAAUUAUUAAUCAAUUAAUGUUUUAAGUCAGGAUUUUUAUCGGUUAUGUAUGGCAAAACUUUCUCUCUCGCCUCCUUUAUCACCCGAUGUUGGUCGCGCUAUCGCGC